Molecule: messenger RNA, 6235 nt
Organism: Hirundo rustica (Barn swallow)
Lineage: Eukaryota; Metazoa; Chordata; Aves; Passeriformes; Hirundinidae
Gene: SYT17
Product: synaptotagmin 17
Exons: 7
Coding region: 394-2094 (566 amino acids)
Biological process (GO): calcium-ion regulated exocytosis; regulation of dopamine secretion; cellular response to calcium ion
Cellular component (GO): membrane
Molecular function (GO): calcium ion binding; calcium-dependent phospholipid binding; phosphatidylserine binding
Source: RefSeq, a predicted model, not a curated record
CGAGUCAGGGAGGUGCCCUGACGGUCCAGCUGGCCUGAGCUGAAAGCUGCUGCCUCUCUCUGCCUCUCUCCAGGGUUUAGAGUGAAUCAAUGUACCAGGAAGGUGCCAGAAGUGUAGCCUGAGAGCUUCCUCCAAAACCGAGGGCAGAAGCCUUUGUUUACACCAGGAUGCCGGGAAGCCUCUUGUUUGUGUGUCACCCAGGUGGUGACCAAAAGAACGGCUGAAAAGCUUCACUUUCCCUGUGCUUUCCCUUUCAAGAGUUUGACCCCAGGAGUGUUUUGCUACUUGAGCUCUCCAGGUCCAGCCACCCCCGUGGUGGGAUUUGCCCAUUGUGGACCACGUUCCCUCCCACCCUGCCUCUGGCUGGACCCAACACAUCAGCGCAGGGACGGGAUGCUCGGUGUGGUCUGUGGGUUACGAGCUCGCUCCCGCUCCUCGUCUCUCAGCUGGGGUGAGUUUGCACGUUUUGACUUUGUUCACUCGAGCUCACAAACAACCGCAUCUGUCUCCAAACUCAGGUGCGUCUUCUCACCCAGCGAACUCUUCGCGGGAAAGCGCUGCCGUGAAAUCUCUUUUAUCAGCCACGGCCACCGCUCGCACCCGCCCGUCCCUCGCCUCCGCCGGGACCCCCCGGGGGCCAGGAGGCCAGGAGGGCUUCGCAUCCCUGAAUUUCCGCGCCGGGCCCUCUGGAGGAUAAGCAGCCAAAAUGAGGACAAAGAUGGAGACUCUGAUAAUACGAUCAGCGAGCUGCCUCCCACUCUUCAGGAUGUUUCCCCUGACAGAAGGCGGUCGUCGUCAGAUACAUCACGGUCCACUUACAGCCUCACGCGGCGGAUUUCAAGAGCGCAGUGGAGGAGGCCAGCCCUGUUUUUCUUGCCGAAGCACGAGCGUGGUCUGGAGGCGAGGAGGCCGAGUUCUCCGCUAGUUGACAUCAAGCCCAUCGAGUUUGGAGUAAUAGGAGCUAAGAAAGAAAUAGUUCAGCCAACUAUCCUGCGAAAAACCUACACCCCAGAUGACUAUUUUAGAAAAUUUGAACCGAGGCUGUACUCUCUUGACUCGAACAGCGAUGACAUGGACUCCUUGACAGAUGAGGAGAUCUUGUCCAAGUACCAGCUGGGCAUGCUGCAUUUUAGCACGCAGUAUGAUCUGCUGCACAAUUACCUAAUAGUGCGAGUCAUUGAGGCUAAAGAUCUGCCUCCUCCGAUUUCUUACGACGGGUCGAGGCAAGACAUGGCUCACUCCAACCCCUAUGUGAAGAUCUGCCUUCUUCCUGAUCAGAAGAACUCCAAGCAGACCGGAGUGAAGCGCAAAACGCAGAACCCGGUGUUUGAGGAGAGGUACACAUUCGAAAUCCCCUUUUUGGAAGCCCAGAGAAGAACUCUGCUUUUAACUGUAGUGGAUUUUGACAAAUUCUCACGCCAUUGUGUUAUUGGCAAAGUGUCAAUGCCCUUGAGUGAUGUAGACCUUGUGAAAGGUGGACACUGGUGGAAAGCCCUUGUGCCUAGUUCUCAGAAUGAAGUGGAGCUGGGAGAGCUGCUGUUGUCACUGAACUACCUACCAAGUGCAGGAAGACUGAACGUGGACAUCAUUAGAGCAAAACAGCUUCUUCAGACAGACAUGAGCCAAGGUUCAGAUCCCUUUGUGAAAAUUCAGCUUGUUCACGGAUUAAAAUUAACGAAAACCAAGAAGACCUCCUGCAUGCGGGGCACGAUAGAUCCCUUCUACAACGAGUCCUUCAGCUUCAAGGUCCCACAGGAGGAGCUGGAGAACGCCAGCCUGGUGUUCACAGAAGCUGUCCCCAGCAUUGCCACCCAACAGCUGGACCUGGCUGGGAGUCGCUCCUGUUCUCAGCUGGCCCUCUUUGAAGAGCUUCUGUGCAGAGGAAGAGGAGGAGCGUUAAUUGCCCUUCUCAGUGGCACCCAGCCUGGGCAUAAAGUCAAACCUGAGAAGAAUGAGAGGACAGCAGUGAACAAUCACUGGCAGAGGAACUUCUGGUACUUGGCGUGGUUUGCUGGCGAGAGGAUGCACCUGAAGGUGUUCCACACUGACCUCAGCUGUUCUGUAAGCAGGGCUUGCUCUUGCCUUUGUGUCUGAAGGGCUGGGACUCAGUGCCAAGCCCUGUGUGACACAGCUGAGAUGGACCCAGACACAGACCACAGGGCUCAGAGCUGACCUCACUCGAGAGCUCUGUCAGCACUGGAGGUGCUUGGCUGGGGGAGGAUUUUUUAUUUUUAAACAGUUUCUGAAUCUCCUGUACUUGUUCUUGAGGCAUGAGGACAGGCAGUAGAGCCCUGGUGCUGUGAGCAGGGGUGGCAGAGCACAGGGAUGGCCCCUGCCUGGGCUGCAGCCCCAGGCCAGGCUCCUGCUGAGGCUGGUGGCAUUCUCUGCCUUUUCUUGAGCAGGGCUGCAGGGACCCCAGUGAAGGGUGGGGGUCCCUGCCAUGCCACGACCUCACCCUGUGGAGCUCAGGCACUGUGAGGAGCAGGCUCAGACCUCCUUGACCUCUGCAGGAUCAGUUGGGUGGUGGGACCCACACUCUUUUACCACAUUGGGCUCUCAUGAUUCACAAACACUUUUUUAAACAGCUUUCCACCCAUUACCCACCAUUUCUUUUGCUGAAAAGAAUCUGCUUCUGAAAGGAUGUCUUUUUAAGUAUUUUUUUAAUUUUACUUUUUACUUGGAAGAUACAGGUGUCAACUCUGGUUCAAGGAGGCUUAUUCCAACUCAUUAGUUUGUUUCCAAACAUGUUAUAACAAAAAGUGUGAUGCUGAUUAGCAAUUUAAAUUUUGCCCUUCAUGCUCAGGAAUUUCCUCAGCAAAACCCCUAUAAUUAAUCACUGCUUUGCAUGCAUGUCACCCUGACUGUACCUUGCGUGUGGAGUGCUGGAUUUGUUCUUGGAAGCUUCCAUCAGGUGUUCUUGAGAGAGGUGUGAAUCACUCGAUUCUUUGUUUUCCCAGAAAAGGCAAACAGAGGAGCAGCUCUCUGCAGCUGGGAGGGUGAGGGAAACACCCCGCUCCUCAGCACAGUGAAUGAAGUUAGGCUUAAUGAGUGGAUCUCUGAGGAAUUUUUCUUCCAGUGCAAAGGGGUGUAUUCCCAAACGAGCCAGUGGAACUGACUGAUUCAUCACCCUACGUCACGCAGUCGGAUUUCAGCGCUCAGCCUCGCAAAGUGAGGCUUCGUUUUCUAAGUGACUUGCUUGCUUUGAAUGCUGCAACAAAUAAUCCCAGGCCAGAAAUGUCCCCAGCAGCUCCAAAGCUGGGAAGGAAGGUGCAGAGCUUUGGGAGGAGCAGUGGGGCCAUUCCCCUGGCCGCUCUUGGGCUGAAGGGUGAGGAGCAGCGUGGGCACGGCGCUGCCGGGCUCCCUGGGCUGCUGCUUCUGCUGUGCCUGGGACACUCUGGUGUGAGAUGUGGGAUGCUGGUCAUGUUAUUGUGUGUGCAGCCUUCUGCUGGGUCAGUGCCUGCCCUGUUCUGUCACAAGGACCUCUGGAUCGGGGGACAUGGUGGUGGUGAAGGUGCUGAGCCACAUUCAGUUCAUCCAAGUGACCGAUUUGCUCCUGGUGUUGGUGGAGGUGGGUCCCCAACAGCGGGUGCAGCACCAGUUUGUUCCUGUGUGCAUCUGUGGGGUUCUGCUGAAAUGAGUUUCUGGAGCUCUGGGAAGGGGGUUGUGGUGUUCCCCACAGAGCUCCUUCUUGGCACCUUGCCCUUUCACGCAGCUUAAGGACUCGUGGAGAGCUUUGGGAUCUUCUGCUAAAAGAUAAUCAAGAACAAAUGUUUGGCAGUUUGGGUAUCUUGCAAUGAGAGGAGCUCUAUUUUGCAUCUCUGCAUAGCAGGGGUGUAGUUUUGUUGUUUUUUUAACUUAGGUGCUUUGGGGUUCUUUUUUGCUGCAGUGGUAUUGUGUGUUUUGUUUGGAACUGCUUUUUAUUUCUUUUCUCUUCUAAUCCACAUCUCUAGUCCAUUAGGUCAGUUAAUUAAAUUUGCUGUUGAGUCAAAGUCCAAUUGAAAAGCAAAAUAAUCCUGCUUGAAGGGUGGGUGAUGAUGCUUUGAAUGGAGAGAGGGAGAGAGCUGUAAAAGCAGUCAUGGGAGCCAGAACUGAGUGUAUCUUCAAUAAUUUAAAGGAACCUUUAUUGUGGCUUCAUAUUUUGGACCCAAUCUGCAGCUGUCUUUACGCUGGCUUGGCUUCACUGGAAAGCCCUGGAAUUCUGCCAGUUCCCAUCAGCUGGGGCUCCUGGCUCCCAGUGGGGCUGGUACCACACUGCAGAGUAAGGCACUAUCCAGACAAAGUAAGAUGAAUUUUGUUUCCCCCCUCCGUGUGUUUUUCUGCUGUGCAUCUUGAAUCAAGCUGCCUGUGUUCAGUGCACUCUGGUCUGGAUUUCUGCACCGUUUUGCUGUGAUUUAGCAAGGAUUGUGUGUGCAGGCAUUGAAGACAUACAGUAAAGCACCAUCCCUGCUUUCCUGGUGGUGCUCUGGAGAGCUGAACUCCAGACCAAACUCAGGGCUGAACCCAGCUGGAUUUGGGGCCGGGCCCUGGGUCCCUCCAGGAUGAUGUGCACUGGAGGGGCUCUGCCUUGGCCAGGACUGGAUGAGGGGGUGACUGGGCUGGUUCUUUGGUCUCUCCUGCUCCUUAGGCCUACAGAGAGUCAAUACUGUUAAUUAUUGGCAUCUACAAACCAAAAUGCUCCUCCUUCCACACUGGUGCAGCACACCUUGUACCAGCUGUCUUCCCCCCUGUUCCUUCCUCAGAUGCUUACUGGAGCUGUCACUCACUCCCAUGUCCCAGUUCAGUGCCCGAAAUGAGGUGGGAUGAGCUCUGUAGAAAUGUCCCCUCCAGGAAAAAGCAUGCAGGGUCAGGAUUGCUGCUGCAGGUAUUGUCAACAGCUUCUUCCCAAAAGAUGCUGAAACCAGGAAAGCCACUGAUCCUCAUAACAAAUUUAAUGUCCUGACAAAAAAAAUAAAAACAACACCAAAACCCCCAAACAAACAACAAAAACAGACACACACACACAAAAAAAACCCUACAGUGUGAGGCAACAGCUGGUGGAGAGGAUGUUUGAUUUUCAUUUACCUCAUCCAACAUGUUGUCUAGGUAAUGAGCAGCCAUAUGCAUAUUGUAACAGAAAUGCACUCUUUUGGGUAGUUCUUUUUCCCACUUUCUGGAGUUUGGUUUUUUUUUUUUUUUGGCAACCUGACUCAUGUUCCCCAUGUGCCAUCUUCUGCUUGAGUGCAGGCAAGUCCUGGGCUCACCUCCUGCAGAGAAAUGGGGCAGGCUCUGAAAGGCAGGGUGUUCUCCUAACCAUGUACACCUGUGAACAAAGGUGUUAGUUAUUCUGUCUGAUGACCAGGGGAAGGUGGAGUUUGGCCCCAGCAGCAGUGCUGACAGCUGCUGCCCAAGGUCCUUUCCAUGAAGAAAAAGGUGUAAUUGAGAUGCAAGUGCAGCCUCUGUGCUUGGGAGGGCUGGAUGGUGGGCACCCAGAGACCCUCUGCUCUCCCCACUGAGGGAUUUUGGGCUGUCCUCUAAAUCCCAGCCUGUCAGAAAGCUUGGGCUGUGCAGCAGGAAUGCAGACAUCACCUGAAACCUGAGCACUGUAGUAUUUUGUUAAUGAUUAUAAUGUUGUUAAUAACAAUCGUCAGUAAUGCUGUUUGCACUGCAGUAAAGCCCAGAUGGCCCAAUAAAAACCACCAGCACUCCAGGGCAAACUGUCUCUGUGACUCCUCAGCAUCUUUUCAUCCCUUGCUGUGUAAAAAAAGACAACCUUCAGCACUCACAGUUAGGGGAUGUUUGUCUCCCCGAGGUCCUUGUGGUGACCCUGUCUUCCCCCAUUGAAAUCAGCUCUUGGACUUGUUUGCCUGGCAGGAUCUUUAGGGCUUGUGGCACAAGCAGAGUCCCCAAAGAGGGAGAAAUCAUCUUCAUGCUGUGGGCACUCUCUGUGCAGUUGUAGAGGUGAAAUCUGCUUUGCCUUCUGACCCGGCUGAAAGCGUAGCUGGGCUAGGACAGCACUGAUGGAGCGUGCUGGGGCUCAUCCACUGCUCCUGUGUGGAAGGUGGCUGUGGCUCCAGCAGGGCAGGAUGCUCUGCCUGGUUGGGGGGGAGCAGGGUGUAGGUGGAGAGAAGGACCUCGGUACGUGUGUGAGCUGCACUGGUGAGAUCUUCACAGACAGUCCUGGCUGAGGGCACGGCUCACAGCACUCUGUCUUCUGUAGGAUGUGGUGAUACUCCUCACUUGUCAAUAUGUUAUAAAA